Molecule: messenger RNA, 2277 nt
Organism: Elephantulus edwardii (Cape elephant shrew)
Lineage: Eukaryota; Metazoa; Chordata; Mammalia; Macroscelidea; Macroscelididae
Gene: TRPV2
Product: transient receptor potential cation channel, subfamily V, member 2
Exons: 14
Coding region: 1-2277 (758 amino acids)
Biological process (GO): calcium ion import across plasma membrane
Cellular component (GO): membrane
Molecular function (GO): protein binding; calcium channel activity
Source: RefSeq, a predicted model, not a curated record
AUGACUACGCCUCCCAGCACUCUGCCUUUCAGGCUGGAAACAGCAGAUGGAAGCCAGGAAGACACCAAAGGGAAUCAGGGCCAAGGACAUGGGCCACCCCCCAUGGAGUCAGCAUUCCAGGAUGAAGACAGAGACUUCUCUCCUCAGAUCAAAGUGAACCUCAGAUACCGAAAGGGACCAGGUGCCAGCCAGAAGGACCCUGACUGUUUCACUCGGGACCAGCUUUUCAGUGCUGUCUCUCGGGGCAUCCCGGAGGAGCUGGUCGGCUUGGCAGAGUACCUGUCCCGGACCAGCAAGUACCUCACCGACUCGGAAUACACAGAGGGGUCCACAGGGAAGACUUGCCUGAUGAAAGCUGUGCUGAACCUCCAAGAGGGCACCAAUGCCUGCAUAUUGCCACUGCUGCAGAUUGACCGGGACUCCGGCAAUCCCCGGGCCUUGGUUAAUGCCCAGUGCACGGAUGAGUAUUACCGAGGCCACAGUGCCCUGCACAUAGCCAUCGAGAAGAGGAGCCUGCUGUGCGUGAAGCUCCUGGUGGAGAAUGGGGCAGAUGUCCACGCCCGGGCCUGCGGCCAUUUCUUCCAAAAAAGGAAUCAAGGGACUCACUUCUACUUUGGUGAGCUGCCCCUCUCUCUGGCUGCCUGCACCAAACAGUGGGACGUGGUGACUUACCUGCUGGAGAAUAGGCACCAGCCAGCCAAACUGCAGGCUGCUGACUCCCUGGGCAACACAGUGCUGCACGCUCUGGUGAUGAUCGCUGACAACUCGACUGAGAACAGCAAGCUGGUAAUCCAAAUGUAUGACUCACUACUGCAGGCAGGUGCCCGCCUCUGCCCCUCUGUGCAGUUGGAGGACAUCCCCAACCGGCAGGGCCUCACGCCGCUGAAGCUGGCUGCCAAAGAGGGCAAAAUUGAGAUUUUCAGACACAUCCUGCAGAGGGAGUUCUCAGGGCUGUGCCAGCCCCUGUCCAGAAAGUUCACUGAGUGGUGCUACGGGCCUGUCCGGGUUUCGCUGUACGACCUAGCUUCAGUGGACAGCUGGGAGGAGAACUCGGUGCUGGAGAUCAUUGCCUUUCACUGCAGAAGCCCGCACCGACACCGAAUGGUAGUUUUAGAGCCACUCAACAAACUGCUGCAAGCAAAAUGGGAGCAGCUCACCCCCAAAUUUUAUUUCAACUUCCUGUGUUACCUAGUCUACAUGAUCAUCUUCACUGCUGUUGCCUACUCCCAACCUGCCCUAGAAAAGGACUUCCAUCCCCUAAAAGCAACUGCAGGAAACUCCAUGCUGCUGCUGGGCCAUAUCCUCAUCCUGCUUGGGGGGCUGUACCUGCUUUCCUGCCAGCUCUGGUACUUCUGGAGGCGCCGUCUGUUCAUCUGGAUCUCCUUUAUGGACAGCUACUUCGAGAUACUCUUCCUGUUCCAGGCCCUGCUUACAGUCCUGUCCCAGGUGCUGUGUCUCCUGGCCAUCGAAUGGUACCUGCCCCUGCUCGUGGCCUCACUGGUGUUGGGCUGGCUGAACCUGCUCUACUAUACACGUGGCUUCCAGCACACAGGCAUCUACAGCGUCAUGAUCCAGAAGGUCAUCCUGAGGGACCUACUCCGCUUUCUUCUGGUCUACUUCGUCUUCCUUUUUGGCUUUGCUGUAGCUCUGGUGAGCCUGAGCAGGGAGACCCAGAGCCCCAAGGCCCCCACAGACAAUGCCACAGAUACAGCUCGUCCUGAGGUGGGACCAGAGGAUGAGGGUGAUGUGGCUCUAUAUGGGGGCAUUGUGGAUGCCUCCUUGGAACUCUUCAAGUUCACCAUUGGCAUGGGCGAGCUGGCCUUCCAGGAGAAACUGCGCUUCCGGGGGGUGGUGCUGCUGCUGCUGCUGGCCUACGUGCUGCUCACCUACAUCCUGCUGCUCAACAUGCUCAUCGCCCUCAUGAGCGAGACAGUCAACAGCGUUGCCACUGACAGCUGGAGCAUCUGGAAGCUGCAGAAAGCCAUCGCUGUCCUAGAAAUGGAGAGUGGGUACUGGUGGUGCCGGCAGAAGAAGCAGCGGGUGGGAGCCAAGCUGAAGGUGGGCACCCGGCCAGAUGGCAGCCCUGAUGAGCGCUGGUGCUUCAGAGUGGAAGAAGUGAACUGGGCUGCAUGGGAGCAGACACUGCCCACACUGUGUGAGGAGCCGGCAGGUGCCCAGAUCCUGGGCACCAGGAAGAAUCCAGCCCCGGCCUCACCACUGGAAGAUGAUCAAGCCUUAGAGAAACACCAUCUGCCACUCCAGCAACUGGGGUACUAG